This is a messenger RNA of Aspergillus sclerotioniger CBS 115572, 1914 nucleotides long. Its product is annotated as NAD-dependent succinate-semialdehyde dehydrogenase. The coding region runs from base 260 to 1852 and encodes 530 amino acids. NCBI's taxonomy places the organism in Eukaryota, Fungi, Ascomycota, Eurotiomycetes, Eurotiales, Aspergillaceae. The transcript is spliced from 4 exons. The record is from RefSeq and is a predicted model, not a curated record. Gene Ontology annotation, molecular function: succinate-semialdehyde dehydrogenase (NAD+) activity. Gene Ontology annotation, biological process: GABA catabolic process.
CGCCGAGAAUAAAUAGCUGGUCUUGUCCGAGGCCCGUUGGAAACUCCUUCAGUUCUUCUGUUCUUAGCAGACCGGCAAAGUUGUGGCACAGAGACCCCAAAGCGCAUCCCGGAAUCCCCUUCUCACCCGCAAACCGAGGUCUCCCCGCACCGACUUCGGAAAGAACAGCGAAAGAGCAGCUGAAGAUCUGCUCGUCCGCCAAUUGCGAUUGUUGGGACGAUUCGCUUAGCUGCGACUAAAUUCAAUAUAUAUUUAAGUCAUGGAUAGGCUUGCUCGUCCAGUCUCCCGACAGCUGUUGAGACCGCGCCUUCGUUAUCCCUUCUCCGUUCCUCCUCCCAUCUACGCUAAACGCCUUUACACCAUGGGUUACACCGUCCCUCCGCUUAAGGACAAGUCCCUCUUCAUCCAGAAGGCGUACGUCAAUGGCGAGUGGGUAGACGCUCAAUCCGGGAAGACCUUUGAAGUCCACGACCCUGCAUCCGGAAAACUCAUCGGCACAUGCCCCGAAUUCACCGCUGCCGACACCGACAAGGCCAUUCAGGCCGCCCAAGAGGCAUUCCCCAAGUUCCGCACAACGCUGGCCCGCGAGCGCGCCCGCAUGCUGCGCAGAUGGUACCAGCUCAUGAUCGACAACGCAGAGGACCUGGCCACCCUGAUAACCUGGGAGAACGGGAAGCCCCUCGCUGACGCCAAGGGCGAGGUGAACUAUGCCGCCAGCUUCUUCGAAUGGUUCAGCGAAGAAGCCCCCCGUAUCUACGGUGACACAAUUCCGUCCUCCGUGGCCGGUAACCGGGUCAUCACCCUCAAGCAGCCCGUCGGUGUCUGCGGUCUUAUCACACCAUGGAACUUCCCCGCUGCCAUGAUCACUAGAAAGAUCGGUCCCGCCCUGGCGGCUGGUUGCACCGUCGUUGCCAAGUCCCCUGGUGAGACGCCCUUCACCGCGAAUGCCCUCGCCGAGCUGGCCCACCGCGCCGGUAUCCCCAAGGGUGUCGUCAACAUCGUCACCGCGGCACAGAACACCCCCGAGGUCGGCGAAGCCAUCACUACCCACCCAGAGGUUCGGAAGGUCUCUUUCACCGGCUCCACCAACGUCGGCAAGCUUCUUAUGAAGCAGGCCUCUUCCACCAUCAAGAAGGUCUCUUGGGAGCUGGGUGGCAACGCGCCUUUCAUUGUCUUCGACGACGUUGAGGACCUUGAUGCCGCCGUUGCAGGUGCUAUCGCCUCCAAGUUCCGUAGCUCUGGCCAGACCUGCGUCUGCGCGAACCGGAUCUACGUGCAGCGCGGCGUGUACGACGAAUUCGUCAAGCGCUUCGUGGCCAAGGUCAACGACUUCAAGCUCGGUGCGGGUUUCGAAGAGGGCGUCACCCACGGCCCUGUCAUCCACAACCGCGCCGUCGACAAGGUCGAUGAACAUGUCCGUGACGCUGUGUCCAAGGGCGCCAAGGUCCUUGCUGGUGGCCAGAAGGCUCCUCACCUCGGCCCUAACUUCUACGAUCCCACCGUCCUCGCCGAAAUGAGCAAGGACAUGCUGAUCGCCUCCGAAGAAACCUUCGGUCCUGUGGCCGGUCUCUUCCCCUUCGAGACCGAGAAGGAGGUCGUCAAUCUUGCCAACCGCGCUGAGGUCGGUCUGGCCGGAUACUUCUUCAGUGGUAACGUCAAGCGCAUUUUCCGCGUUGCGGAGGCUCUGGAAGUCGGUAUGGUUGGUGUCAACACGGGUCUUAUCAGUGACGUUGCUUCUCCAUUCGGCGGUGUCAAGCAGAGCGGCUUCGGUCGGGAGGGAAGCAAGUACGGUAUCGAUGAGUUCUUGACGAUCAAGAGUGUGACUUUCGGUGGAAUUGAGCCUCUACAGUAAAAGGCCUUUGCACAAAUUACGGUUUUAUAUGAUAGGAUAGAUUGGUCGGAUACUUUUUUUUU